Messenger RNA from Musca domestica (house fly), 4544 nucleotides. RefSeq names its product serine-rich adhesin for platelets (gene cindr). The record is from RefSeq and is a predicted model, not a curated record. Gene Ontology annotation, molecular function: protein binding. Lineage: Eukaryota; Metazoa; Arthropoda; Insecta; Diptera; Muscidae. The coding region runs from base 1302 to 4151 and encodes 949 amino acids. The transcript has 8 exons.
UCACUCGCAAAUGUUUUUUACUGAGAGAAAGACGCGGCGACUUGAGAAGGAAGAUUAUAAGCUUUGUUUGGCUUUGCAAAUUUAUAUCCAUUUAAUUCGGCAAAAAUAGUGCGUUAUUAAUUGGUAAAAAAAGAUAUAAAACAAAAAUAUAAACAAAUGACAAAGUGAAAAGGUCAGUCCGCGUAGAUUUUCGAAAAAACUAAGCUGAGAAGGCGUGUUCUCUUCUUCGGUUGUCGUUGUCGUAAGACAUCGGUGGUUUUUCCUACUUCAUUUGAAUGCAAGGAAAAAAGCAACAACGACAAUUCGUUACGAGAUUUUGGUGUUAAACAAUGAAUGAGUGGCUACAACAACAGCAACUAACAAUUUCUCAAGAAAUUAAAACCAAAAGCGCUUAGACGGCAACGAAUAAGGUUACAAUACAAAGGGGAAAGCAAUUAACAUCAAACUACAACAACUCGAACAAAGUGGUGACCAUCAACUCGCUCACAGUAGUCAUCCCAGAAAGUACUACCAACAAUCAACCACUCCAUCAAAAUUCCCCAUCGAAGACAAGUACAAGAACGACGAGGAGUUAUUGCCAUCAUCCCAUCAUUUCAUUUCUCUCUUGGCUUUUGUUUUUCUUUUCGAUCAAAAAGUAAACAAAUCAAAAUAGAAUAGUGUUGAGUAAAGUAGAAAUUUAAAUGAAGAAAGGAGAAGAAGAAAAUUAAAUAGAUAACAACAACAGUAACGGAAUUCAAAAGCCAAUGAAGAUAAGCCAUAAAAAAGUGUGUGAAUCAUAGGUUUUACAAAAAACAACAACAAAACUCAAAUAAAUCUUAAAGCAACAAAAACGAGAAACAAAAAACGCGUUUAAACCACAACAGUUUCGUUGAAACGAAAUACAAAAGCCAACAAUUUUCAAUCAUUUUUCGUUGUUAUUUUUGUUUUAAGAAUUGCAUGUUUGUGACUUUUUGUGAGUUACAUUUUCCAUCUUAACUGGUCGUUCAUCGUUUUUUUCACUUGUUUCACGAUCGAGUUGUGCUAUUUAAUUGUGGUCUUUCGGUCUCCAUUACAAGCUAACAAUCAUCGUCCAAAGCAUUGCAUUUAAUAUUGCAACAUUUCUGGUUCUUGGCUAAAAAUCUACCAAAACAACGUUAACAACAACAGCCAGCAACAAAGCUGCACUGGCUGCAGCUGCACAACAACGAGUGGAGAGAGAAGCAGAAUCGGGAAUACUAGUGUCGUAAACUAUUUGAAAACUGUUGAGGCCAACGUUGAAGUUUGAGUUUUCUUGUUGCCAUUUUGCCACAUCAAUUUUCAAUAUGGUCGAUGCCACAAAAUGUAGCGGUAUAACCGCUAUUGUCGUAUACGAUUACACCGCCAAGGAGCCGGAUGAACUUGAUCUAGUAAAAGAUGCAAUUAUACACAGUAUUAAACAAAUGCCUGGCGGCUGGUGGGAGGGCACUCUACAGUCAUCUGGCCAAACAGGAAUGUUUCCCGAUAAUUUUGUGCGUGUCGUCGACAUGAACGAGGAUAAUACUGUCGUCUUGAGAGACAAAACAUCGACCAGUAAUCGGCGCUGUAAAGUUAUCUACAGCUAUACGAAAGUCAAUGACGACGAGCUGUCACUGGCUGUGGGUGAUGUCAUUGAAUUCCUUGGGGAGGUCGAAGAAGGCUGGUGGCGUGGACGUCUUUAUAAUCGAGUUGGCGUUUUUCCUUCAAAUUUCGUUAAAGUCAUAGAACCAUCACCGGUGUUUGCCAGCAAACGGCCACCAUCUUUGGCGAAAACAACAACAACAGCAGGCGCUGGCAGUGGGACUGUGCUGGGCUCCACAUCAAUAUUGAACACACAAACCGCAGCAUCUAACGUGGCGUCGGCUGCAACAUCCACCUCCACCUCGACAACGAAGAAAUUGAACCGCCUUAGUUUUCAUAAUUCCAAAGAGGAUCUACUCAAUUCAGACACCACAAUUGCGGCCAACUCUACAACACUGACGGCUGCUGCAGAUGAUGUGGCUCCGAGUUUACCACCGAAACCCCAAAGAGAGUAUUGUCGUGUGGAAUUUCCCUAUGCGCCACAAAAUGAUGACGAAUUGGAGCUAAAAGUGGGCGACAUCAUUACCAUUCACAGUAUGGAGUUGCCCGAUAAGGGCUGGUGGAAAGGUGAACUGAGAGGCAAAGUUGGUGUAUUCCCCGAUAAUUUUGUUAAGCUUAUAGCACCGACCGAAGUUUCGCCUUUAAAUGACACACAACAAACGCAACCUCAGCAAAGCCACAGGACUGCCAAAUCAUCAAAUCUUACGACGACGACCUCCACCACCAUUACCAAUAAUUUGGGCACUGCCACCACCCAUACCGGGUCAACGACAUCAACGGUAAAAACUCAAAUCAAAAAGUCUGGCAGUUCUUCAUCGACCCAAUCGUCAAAUCGCAAGGAUAGUUUUGGUUCGCGUGAUUCCCUUAACGAUAUUCUAUCGGAGACCGGUUUGCCGACCGGCAAUGUAGCUGCCCAACGCAAAUCGCUGGAGAACAAAAACUUAGAUUUGACCAAUACAUCCGAUGUUGCGACACGCUUGGCACUUAAAAAACAACAGCAAAUGCAUACCCAACACCAGGAAACAAAGGUAGUUACAUCGUCGUCGAUUAGUAGCAGCAACAAUACGAAUACCACCAUUACUACCUCGUCAAUAGGAGCCACAAGUGAGCUACGCAAAAGCAUGGAGAACAUGGACGAAAAAUCAACAAAGACUACACCGCCAGUACUUAAUAAAAAGCCAACUUUACCCGUUAAGAAGACCACAACUGUGACAAGCAUUACAGGCAAUAUUUUAUCUGGUAUAAAACAAAAGGUCAAAAGUGUCGAAAACAAAUUAACGACAGCAGCAUCACAUGACUAUGCCGACGGUGUUGGUAGUAGUAAAUUAUCCCCAAGUGCUGUGGCAUCCGACAACAGCGGCGUAGUUAUGAGAAGAGCCGCCACAAUUGCUGCUGAUUCUGAUUUUGACCGUGUUGAACGCGGUUCAAUCUUAACUGAUAUGCGCGCUGGACGCGUUAAGGCGCCAAAGCGUAGACCACCAUCGGCAGCCAUUAGCACAAUGGGCGAGAGCAAUAACAAUUCAUUGUAUGUGAACGGCAAUGGCAGUGAUACGGCACAGAGCGAUGAUCAACUUAAAUCCGAUGAUAAUUCGACGGGAGAAGAACAAUUGGCCAAACCAAAACCUCGCGAAUGGGAAAAGAAAAAGGCUCCUUGGAUGGAAGAAUUGAAAGCAUCACAAGUGAGAAAGAAAACAUCUCCGAAUGUUGAUGGUGGUGCGGGUACCUCGGGUAUUUUAUUGGCUGAUCGCACCUCAAAAUUGAUCAGCGAAGACAUCAAGACUACCAAUCAAACAGUAUCGAGUACAAACUCCUCACUGACGGCUACGUCGUCAACAAAAGUGCAAUCCUCAUCGGUUUCCAGUACUAGUAUAAUGCAACAAUCAAUGGUAGUGGAGAGUAGUAGUAGCAGUAGCUCCAGCAGCAAUGUAACCAAUAAAACUCUCACCGAUGCCAUGACCAAGAGUUUAAGUGCUAAAAUGGUCAGUGAUGCAGCCGCUGUGCUGGCAGCAGCAACCUCCACAAAUAAUAAUGCCUCAACCGUCGCCACCAGCUCAACAACCUCCAACACGGGCGUGGACGAUGUCAGAAUUCGGCCAAAUAGUUUAUCGAUACGUAAUCGCAGUGCCUCGCCUUCAAUGGGUGGAGCAUCUCGAAACGUUUUGAAAAUGACCAACACCACCUCCGUUUCCCCCGCCGAUGCGACCAGCAGCAAUACACAUCACACCAAUUCGCAUGCACCAUCUUCUGUUGCCAAAACCACCUCUUCCUCCACAACCUCCUCCGAUGUUCCCACCGUUGUUAACAAUCAUCAUCAUUCACAUCACCCAAUGGACAAUAGUCACACCGCCACAGCUACCUCCUCCAAACAGCAGCAAGUGGAUGGUAAACGGGUGUGCGACUUGGAAUCCCGAGUGGAAAAAUUGGAAAAGUUGGUCCAUGCACAACAGCGUACAAUAGACGAUCUUGUACGGUCAUUACGUGAAGAAAGUGAUCGCAAUAAAAUUCUUCGUGCUGAAUUGGAUAAAUAUGCACAGAAACCUACACGUCGCGGCAAAUUUGACAAUUGGAUGUUCUAGGAAGAUUUUUCAUCGAAAUUUCAUAUUUGAUGUAGACUUAAAAACAACAAAAACAAACAACAUAGAACUUUUCGAAAUGUGUAUUGUUCAAUUAUUAAAAAUAUUUUAAUUUCAUGCUUAAAUGGCUUUAAUUAAAAUUAAAUAUGUAUUUUACUAAAUACACAAAAUAUAUACAUAUUUGUAGUUAUGAUAAUCCUUAUACAUUUAUAUAUACAUAUAUUUAGAGAAAAAGAACAACACAAACACAUAACAAAUUAAUACUCGUACCAAUCUAUGUGAUAUUCAGUUAUCAUUUUUUUUAAUUAUUUAUUAUAUGAAAAUGAAACAAAUAACAAAACUCAAUUUAACACUGAAAUACUUAACAGACACAUAAGAAGAAAAAAAAAAACAAAA